Linum trigynum is the source of this 2962-nucleotide messenger RNA. Lineage: Eukaryota; Viridiplantae; Streptophyta; Magnoliopsida; Malpighiales; Linaceae. The record is from the annotation of a GenBank genome assembly.
CACAGUUGUUGUUUAGAGCCACAAACCCAGUCUUGAUUUUGGACGGAAAAUGGGGAGUGAUGGACGGGAAGACCAAAUUUAGUAGUAAGUGUGACGUUAAGUGACCAUUCAGCCACGAACUAGACCCUCCCGCUUCACCUCACACCAUUAAAGGAGAAAGAAUAAAAAACUCUCUAUCUUCGAAGGAGCAACCAUGUCGAUGUGGUCUUCCUCCGUCUCCAUCCUUCCAUCCUCACCCUUGGUUUCUCCGACAAAACUUCUUAAACCUACCGUCCCCACUAAACCGGCUGCUUUUCCCGCCACCGCCUUCGCCGCCCCUCGCCGCCGUUCAUCGUUCGCAGUUCCAGCCAAGGCACAAGAAACAGAGGAUACUACUGCAGGGGAUGAGAAACAGGGGACACCGAACCAAUUGAGAGGGCUGGAUGUGCUGUUGGCUAUGCAGAAGGUGGCUGCCGUGAAGAGCAAAGUCAAGAAUCGGAAGAGAAGCGGUCAACUGCGGGAAUCCCCUGCUGCUCCCGGCGAUGAAGAGGCGCAGGCUGAUUACAGCAAUGUUCGGCCGGUGCGCGUGAAGAAAGAGUGGAAGGCGAAAUUGGAUGAUUUGGAAAGUCGCCUUCGCCGGCUUUCUUCCGAGGAGACCUAAACAUAAUGUGAAUUUCCCCCGCCCGUCUCUUUGUUCAGUCCAAAAAUUGACCCACCCAAAAAUGUACGAAAUGUGAAGUUAAGUGAUCAUUCUGUUAAGAAAUGAAGUUUGCUGGUAAAAAGGUGAAUCGCUUGAAUCGCAUGGAGUUCCUCUCGCCGUAGGAGAGCUGCUUCAGUUCCUGCCUUUGUUCUUCUAGAUACUUUCCGCAGUAACUGAUUCAAAAGCUGGAAUUCUGUGUGUUUAGCCUAUUCCUCUCUUCACUGGAUCUUUGCCCUUUGCUUCUUGGGAUCUUUCUCAUGAGAAAUCUUGUAGUUUACUACGAUUGUACUUAAGAUUUUGUGGUUCUUACUGUGAGUCAGAAUGCUAUUGUUAACGAUCUUUCAGUUUCGGCUGAUGCACUUGAGCUCUCAUUUCAGCUUUGGGUUGUCCACAGGGAAUGCAAUUUUGUGAAUUCAGCAAUUUGGGUAGUUCUGCUGAUGUGCCUUGGCGGGUAUGUUUGCUUCUGUACUUUUCAGCUAUCAUUAAUGCCCUGGAAAAACAUUGUUGAUUCGUCACGGGAUGUAUGGGGGGAGAGAAUUGUUGAUAGAUGUCGGAUUUUGUCUUGGUACUUGAUAGCAUGCCAGAAAUUUUGGUUUCAAGUAUCACAUCUUGUAGUUUGUUUUCUGUUAUUAGAUGACUUGGUUAUAUGAUUGGAGAUUUGAUGUUUUAUAUUUUGUUUGGGAUAUUGAUUUGAUGUUGAGGUCUUUAUGUUUCUCUCUGUGUUCACCAUGUACAGCCUCACUACUUGCACCUACAUCUUUGUGUUCAGUUUCUCAAGUUGUCACCUGAAGAAUCUGCACAAGACCCUAUCUAUCAUGUGCUAUUGCGGUAUGAAAGCAGGUUUCUUUUUUACCUUCUGCCCGAUACAAGAUGCAACUGGGAAUUUAUUGUGUGUCUAUAUAUUCAUCUAUAGAGGCUUUUGAUUUAAAAUUUGAGCUUGUGUUUCCCGCUUCGCCGACAUUCAUCUCCUCUGUGGAUCCUAGGAGUAUGUGCUUGUUUAUUUUGAUCAACUUGUUCCCGAAUCUCUUUUCUCAGUAGAGGACAUCCCUCUUUGCCCCAUUACCUCGUCAAACUCAUCAUACUGAUUCAUCCUGCUGUCAGCUUCUUCUCUCUGGUCAUCCUCUUUAAAUGACUAAUAAUGGUACCAACACCGCUUUGCUUUUAGGAGCAGUGAGGAAGAAAAGGGGAAGUACUCUCCAGUCAUCGCUGCAAGAAUCGUUUUCACCAUUCUUGGUUGUUUGGUGAUAUCAAGUCUGAUUUGCUCUAUUGUGGCUGAUGGUUCUCCUUUCCGUACAGAGGUUUUCACUCAGUAAGAUUUUGAUGCAUUCACUUCUAUUUGUUUUGUUUGUUCAAACUGUCAAUCAAGUUUAACCUUGCGACUCUGCUCUAGUGUAUUUAGGUACUGAGGCAGGAAUGGGAAUGCCUUACGAUUUUGUUUGUUUUUUGUUGCAUAUUCUCUUUACCAUCCAUUCGAUUGUGAUUGCUUAUUUGCUACCAAAAUGGGUCGAAGGUAGGUGUCAACAACAGUGGUCGAAUUCUAUAUCAUCGUUCUGGCUCUCUCGGUAGGUCACCUUUGCCACACCGAGGCUUUGUUCUAACUUUUUAAGUUUGGUUAUUCGUAUUUCUAACUGUUCACUCUUCCGUGAUGUUCUCAAAUAUCCAAUGCAGGUGUGGGUUGGCUAUAAGGAAACAAGUUGGUUUAGUGCUUCCAUUUGGAUUGUUCUACUGAUAUGUCUUGGGAGGUAAUUAAUUCCUCUUCAUGAAAUUUUACUGUAUACCUUGAGCUGUACUACUUUAUAUCAUGUGUUGGAAUUGGGGUUGAACAACUAUGGGGUAAAUAAAUUAGAAUUCCCUUGUUUUUUCCUUUCAACAUGAAAUGUGGUUGAAGAAUCUGUUUGAUGACAUAAUUCAUUGCAAAUACUCAAUUAAACUUAAUAACCCGGGUUUAUCACAUUAAUGGUCACGAAAGUACUUUUGACAAGCUUGUCACUGAAAUGUAGAAAUGGAAUGAGUAAUAUAAGAGAUUUGGGUUUAAAGCUGCAAAUGGGGUUUGCAGUUGGAAUUGAGUUGAUCAACUGGUUUGCUUCAAACCAGAUGUGGGUGUAAAGCUUCAAAUGGGGCGUACAUGUCAGCUAAUUACUGCAUGCGCAACAUUUUCUAUAACAAACUCGAGUCUGUGCACACACUAAUCCGAAUAGUUUUUGCUGGAAAAUUGGAAAGAAUUGGAGACUGUUAUGUUGGUCAUCUAAAACCUUCUUCCAAAAAUCAAAGUUCAGACUUCUU